Mesorhabditis spiculigera is the source of this 363-nucleotide messenger RNA. The record is from the annotation of a GenBank genome assembly. NCBI's taxonomy places the organism in Eukaryota, Metazoa, Nematoda, Chromadorea, Rhabditida, Rhabditidae.
AUGGUGAUUCAAGACUGCGGCUUUUGCUUGGAGGCCGGCGCUCUCACGCUGUGCCCAGAGCCGCUCAAUCGACCUCUUCGGUUGAUGACCCAGAGCGCGUCGGCAUACUACCCCAUGUACGUUCCGCCCUACAAUGACGGACCAGUGGCUGGUGGCGGAUCCGUGCGAGAUCCGAGGAUGUUCCAGGGUCUCGCCGGUGUCCAAGCACCCCCUCCCUACCCUCCUCCACCGGAGUACAGUCAAUUAGCAUCUAUCCCCGAAUUGCCGUCAAUAGUAACGAUGCGGCUGCCGACCGCCCAGACCACAGCUAUUGUGCCUAGUAAGACCGAUGAAGCGAUUCAUGAACCGAUACCGCCUGUUGAU